Cucurbita maxima (winter squash) is the source of this 1532-nucleotide messenger RNA. RefSeq names its product serine--glyoxylate aminotransferase-like. Bases 147 to 1352 code for a protein of 401 amino acids. The record is from RefSeq and is a predicted model, not a curated record. The transcript is spliced from 6 exons. NCBI's taxonomy places the organism in Eukaryota, Viridiplantae, Streptophyta, Magnoliopsida, Cucurbitales, Cucurbitaceae. Gene Ontology annotation, cellular component: peroxisome. Gene Ontology annotation, molecular function: L-serine:pyruvate transaminase activity; L-alanine:glyoxylate transaminase activity.
UGGCUCUCCCGCGCUCACUCCUAUAAACAUCAACUCGCUUCCCCCACAUCCAUUUUCAUGGUUUCAAGCCUUAUUACUCCAAGAUCCUCCCUCCCACUUCAUUUCUGCUGAGGCUUGUUGAGACCAGCAAGUUCUAAAAGGGAAAGAUGGACUACGUUUAUGGACCUGGAAAGAACCAUCUUUUUGUGCCGGGGCCGGUUAAUAUCCCUGAACAAGUCCUCCGGGCAAUGAACAGAAACAACGAGGACUAUCGCUCUCCAGCCGUCCCAGCACUGACGAAGACUCUUCUCGAGGAUGUUAAGAAGAUAUUCAAGACCACAUCAGGCACUCCAUUUUUGUUCCCUACUACAGGUACUGGUGCAUGGGAGAGUGCACUCACAAACACAUUGUCUCCCGGAGAUCGGAUCGUGUCAUUCCUCAUUGGUCAAUUCAGUUUGCUCUGGAUCGAUCAGCAGCAGCGCCUAAAUUUCAAUGUCGAUGUUAUUGAAAGUGAUUGGGGUGAAGGUGCAAAGCUUGAUGUUUUGGCCUCAAAACUUGCAGCUGAUACUGAACAUACUAUAAAGGCGGUUUGCAUUGUUCAUAAUGAGACAGCUACUGGUGUGACUAACGAUUUGUCUCUAGUAAGAAGAAUAUUGGAUGAAUAUAGGCAUCCAGCGCUAUUUCUGGUAGACGGAGUGUCUUCGAUAUGUGCUCUUGAUUUUCGUAUGGAUGACUGGGGAGUAGAUGUGGCCUUAACUGGGUCACAAAAAGCUCUCUCUCUUCCAACUGGGAUGGGCAUUGUAUGCGCCAGCCCACGAGCGCUCGAGGCAUCUAAAACAGCAAAAUCACUCAGAGUUUUCUUUGACUGGAAGGACUACCUCAAGUUCUAUAACUUAGGAACCUACUGGCCUUACACUCCUUCCAUCCAGCUCUUAUAUGGCCUUAGAGCAGCUUUGGAUCUCAUAUUUGAGGAAGGCCUUGAAAAUGUGAUUGCCAGACAUCGACGUUUGGGCCAAGCCACAAGGCUUGCUGUGGAGGCAUGGGGCCUGAAGAACUGCACACAGAAGGAGGAAUGGUUCAGUGACACAGUGACUGCUGUGCUUGUGCCUCCAUACAUUGACAGUUCAGAGAUUGUUAGAAGGGCUUGGAAGAGAUACAAUUUGAGUUUAGGUUUGGGGCUGAACAAAGUUGCUGGCAAAGUUUUCAGAAUUGGGCACCUUGGCAACCUCAAUGAGCUGCAACUGUUGGGUUGUCUUGCUGGUGUGGAGAUGAUUCUGAAGGAUGUGGGAUAUCCAGUGAAGCUUGGAAGUGGGGUAGCAGCAGCUUCUGCAUAUUUACAGAACAACAUUCCACUCAUUCCUUCUCGGAUUUGAUUUCGGUCGAGACCGUGAUCCGUUCUCAUGCAUUUGAUUACGUCUACUGUGUAAAGAAAGAAAGAACUAUUGUGUUAUUGUAAUAUUUGAUGUUUACUUUCACUCCUUCAGGCAUUCUCAUCAGAAUGCCUGUGUAUUCAGAAAGUUCACAAAUCCUAUUACAAACUCUUUCAUCUGGAA